Pelobates fuscus (common spadefoot toad) is the source of this 2896-nucleotide messenger RNA. RefSeq names its product leukotriene B4 receptor 2-like. Lineage: Eukaryota; Metazoa; Chordata; Amphibia; Anura; Pelobatidae. Gene Ontology annotation, molecular function: G protein-coupled peptide receptor activity; leukotriene B4 receptor activity. Gene Ontology annotation, cellular component: plasma membrane. Gene Ontology annotation, biological process: neuropeptide signaling pathway. The transcript is spliced from 2 exons. The record is from RefSeq and is a predicted model, not a curated record. The coding region runs from base 349 to 1515 and encodes 388 amino acids.
AGCAACAUUCCUCUCCAAGCUAGUUGUCUCAGCAUGAGCUGGGCGUCACUUUUUUUCCCAGCAUGUUCCAACUGGAGAGUGGGAUUGAUGGUACUUUAGCAAGUAAAGGGAGCAUGACAGAGAGAGUACAGCAACAGGAUACAAGUCCACAGACCCAGAAAGAUCUGUUCAGAGAAAUAUGACUGAGAGACGGUGGUGUGUGAGCAAACAGAUACACAGGAUAAGUCUGCUCAUCCCUAAUAGCCAUGAGGUUCGUCCACUCUGUUUGCUGAGCAGCAAUGCAUUAAACCUACAUUUCCUAUAGAGAGCUCUUAAAGUGACAGAGAGCUGCAGCUGGCAGGCCAUACAAUGCAGCAUCCUGCUGCAGAGCCCAAAGUGAAUGCCACCUUCUCUGCUAACAAAGACAUGUCAGAGAUGAAAAUGUGUGUCAAUAGUUUUGGAAACGAUACCCUUGUGAGUUCUCCAGCUUCACGCAUUUCAGGUUCAAUGUUCUUGGCUUUGGCAGCCUCUCUUGGUCUCCCUGGCAAUGCUUUUAUCAUCUGGAGUAUUUUGUGGAAAAUGAAAGGACGGGAAAAAUCUGUGACCUGCAUUCUAAUCCUCAACCUGGCAAUUGCUGAUGGGACCGUUCUUCUCCUUACCCCAUUCUUUAUUACCUUCUUGGUGCAGAAGAGCUGGAUUUUUGGUCGAGCUGUUUGCAAAGUGGCCUAUUAUCUUUGUUGCCUUAACAUGUACGCUAGCAUUUUUAUUAUAGCACUAAUGAGUAUGGACCGGUUCCUAGCCGUCUUUCGGCCAUACAUGGCGCAGUCUCUCCGUAAAAGGGAGGUUGUAACAAAAGUUUUGUUGGCCAUUUGGCUGUUGGCUGGUGCUUUGGCAAUCCCUGCUUUUGCCUAUCGAGAAGUAAUUGAAAAUAAAAAACUCAACUUUAGUAUUUGUGAACCUUGCCAUGCCAGCCCUGGAGACUCAAUAUUCCACUACACAUUUGAGACCUUGGUGGCAUUCCUGCUUCCUUUCCCCAUCGUAUGUGUCAGCUAUGUCUUAGUUUUGGGGAAACUAAAGUCAAGCCGAUUUGAACAGAGGUCACGGAUAGAAAAGUUGAUUGCAGCCAUAAUAGUGACUUUUGCUGUUCUUUGGCUCCCUUAUCAUGUGGUCAAUGUAAUACAAGUUGUUUCAAAUUUGACCACUGGAAAUUUAUCUCAGAAACUGAAAAAUGCCACUAAAGUGAGCCGAGCUGGAGUUACAGCCUUGGCUUUCUUCAGUGCCUGUGUUAACCCACUGCUGUAUGCAUUUGCAGCUUCAGACCUCUUCAAGAUCUUUGGGGUCGGCUUUGUGGCAAAACUUCUUGAGGGAACUGUGGCAGAAAUUCAGAAAAGAGUAAAGUCGCAACGAGAUCUAGUCAAGGGUCUUGUUAGGAUUGGAAGUCGGGGGGAGUCAGUCAAUAUGGAGGCAAAGAACGGGUUGAAAGAAGUAGCCUACAAUGGGGAACUAGAUGUUUUUGCACAAGCAUCUGACUCCUAACUAUGAAAGCACAUGGACUGAAGUGAAGUUAAGCAUGUUGACAACUAAAAACAAUUCAUUUGCAUAUCCAGAUUAGCAUGUACAUGUGUAGUCUCAAACAACCAUAAUGGUGAAUUUAUACUACAACAGAUAUGUAUCAACAGACAUUGCAUUUACUAUGUGGAGCUGAUGUUGGAGCUGAUGUUGCCAUGCAGAUAUUCCUACAAAACUAAGACAAUUGGACAAGUGGAAUUUAGACUUACAAAGUGAGCAAUGAAUGAAAGAGAUAUCAUUUAAACAUAUUCUUACAUACUUAGGUUUGCAUAAACAUAUUGUAAGGUAACAGUAAUGCGAUUUUCUCUGAUUAACUCUGUACUAAACCUACAUUAGACUAAUAUUUCAUAUUACUUGUUCCACUCAUGGUUUACUUUUCCUGCAUCUCAUUUGGAUUUUAUUCAUUAAACUGGGAAUUGUGGGGAACUGAGAAGAGAAUUUUAAGUCAAAAUGGACAAGCUGAUGUUUUUUUUCAAUUCACAUGGUUACUCUCUCUGGGAAUUCUUCAUUUUUAAUUAUCAGGAAUUCAAAGAAAAUAAAAAAAAAAAUAAGGUCAAAAUAACCAAUACUGGAAAAAUACUGUGGACUAUAUCUUUACGCUAAUUUGAUCUAAAUCUAUUCCCUUUCAGUUCAUUUGCAAUUUCCUUUGUCAGUUUCCCAUCAUUCUUCAGAUUAUUAUUUAUUUAAUUAUUUAUAUUUCUCCCGUUUCUUGAAUAAACCCCAUGGUUGAGAAAUGAGCGUUCCUUGGACCUGUGCAAUAUGUGUGAGAGAGAUUCUAUGUCUGUAUUAAAUAACUGGGAGUGCUGCUUGUUCAUUGUAGGGCGUGCAAAUGAAUUAACUUGAGAGUGAGACUGCAUGUAUAAACAGAGCUACGUAUACCUCUAAUGCCACAGUAAUGUUUGUCGAUCUUUAAGAAAAAUGCAUUAUUCAGUAAACGCACACAAGAGUGGUUUGACAUAAUGUACUUCCUCUCGUAGUAUCUGCCUCUACUUGCCUACUUUGCUUCUCUCUCUAGGCUAGUAACACGGAAAUGCACAAAUAUUGCCCAUAAAUCUUUGCCAGCAUUACCUACAUUUUUUUCUUUAACCAAUGAAGUACUAGACUGCACACUUUACUCCGUCACAUUGAGAGUAUAUGUGAUAACUAAAAGUAAUAAAGAAAAAAGGAAUACACAUUGCCUGCAUGAAUUGGUAGUUGUUUCAGAAAUGACUAGGAUAUGAUUAAGGUUGUUGUAAUAUCUUACUGACAAAUGUGUCAGACAUGUUGUAAUACGUAAGGGCGAACUGUACUUGAACCACUGUUUCUUAAGAGAUUACAAACAAACACAAAAAUAUGUUAAACCAAUUCC